Cephus cinctus (wheat stem sawfly) is the source of this 2323-nucleotide messenger RNA. RefSeq lists its product as uncharacterized. Lineage: Eukaryota; Metazoa; Arthropoda; Insecta; Hymenoptera; Cephidae. Gene Ontology annotation, molecular function: DNA-binding transcription factor activity; cis-regulatory region sequence-specific DNA binding. Gene Ontology annotation, biological process: regulation of DNA-templated transcription. The transcript is spliced from 6 exons. The record is from RefSeq and is a predicted model, not a curated record. Bases 346 to 1908 code for a protein of 520 amino acids. Gene Ontology annotation, cellular component: nucleus.
CGAUGAUGCAGAUGCUCCGAUAGCGUUGAUGCCACCGAGAAAUCGAGAGUGCUGAUUAUUUUUCUGUUCUAUCAAUAAUUUCAAAAGCGUUUCGGACCUCGUGCCGGAUACUCGGUUAUCAGCGAUAGAAAAACGUGGGAAGAAAUGAAGAUCGAUAUCGGGAAUUUUGCGGUUUAGCCUGAAGAUCCGUUUAACAAAAAUUUGAUUAACAUACGAGGCGGUCGGCUCGUCUGGAAUAUGAGGAACAGUUUUAAUUAAAAUCAUCUGAACUUUGAGUGUUCAUUAUUAAUUACCAGUGAAAGAAUUUUUUUGGUGGAUCUUCAGCGAAUUGGAUACAGUCAGUGCAUGAUGAUCGGUCCGUCAUCGGGCACGAGUAAUGUGCCUAACCGAGAAGCUUCAGAGAGUUCAGUGCGCGUCAAGAGGAAGGUUUUUGACGACCUGGACAUUGAGAGCUUCUGCGAGGAAGUUUGUCAAAGUGGAAAGAAACGAUACUUGACGGAAUUGCAAGCAUCUGCUGAAGGAGAUACGACAAUGAAUUCAAAUUUCUUGGCGUUAUCCGGCCAGGAAGCAAGCACUGCGGGAUCGGUGGCGAGAUUGGAAGUUCUGGUGGUCGAUGGUACCUGGGAUACGACGAAUCUGGGUACAAAUUUGACGGACUUGACAUCUGUAGGACAUGAUACCAACGUCUCGACCUUGGCCGAUAUUCAAUCUAUAGAGAAUUACGGCACGAUACCGUACUGGGAAUCACCAGGGGAUAUUUCCACUUCGGGAGUACCAGCUACUCCGGGAAAUACGGCAACCAAUGUCCUGGUACCUCCUAGUAUGCCAGUAGAGGAUCAGGAAAAUGGGAAUCUAUCUUGGCUUUUGGAUUUCAAAUUAGAUUCGUUUAUUGAAGCUCCCGAAGAGAAGUCCUGCGAACCGGGACCGCGUGAAAGUCCAUCUGGUAACAGGAAUAGAUUUCAUUCUCAGAGCCGUGUUAAUGGCUCCGUUUCUUACACUAAUGAAAUGAAGAGGCCUUAUAAUCAUGACGGUCCAGGAACAUCUUCGUUACACCAAAAUCUGAGCAAUGGCUACACCGUGACUGAUAAUCGUAACAUAUCUGCCAGUCGAUACAACGGUCCAAAAAAGCCACCGUUUACGUAUACAGAACUGAUAGAGCAUGCACUUCAGGAAAGAGGAGAAUUAACAGUAUCUGCAAUUUACCAAUGGAUCUCGGAACAUUUUCCAUACUACAAGAGCAACGAUGAUCGCUGGAAGAAUUCUGUGCGGCAUAAUCUUUCCAUUAAUCCACAUUUUCGCAAAGGAUCUAAAGCACCACAUGGUGCUGGACAUCUUUGGGCCAUUGCAAAUCGUGGUGACUCCAGACCUCGACAGAUUACACCUGGUAUAAGCUCUGGAGCAACUGCUAGACAGAUUGUAAAGAAUGUACAGGAUUCUGUGUAUCGAAAGAAUGCUAACAAUGCUAGUCAAAUAAUCAGUAUGGAUGAAGUAGCAGCAGCUACAGCCAGCAUUCAACAACCAGAAGAUACUAAUAGUAUCGUAAAUUCAGUAACCUUGGAACACUGCGCGGAACAAAUCCUUAGUGGCAUAAAGCGUGAGGUAGAAGUUCAAUAUCUGGUUCCUAUGGCGGUUCCUAAUAAUGGAGAACAUCAGGAUCCUGGUCAGGAAAGUCAGCAAAGCUGCCAAACGGUUAAAGAAACUGAUUUUUUGAAUCCAGUUUCCAAGGAGGUCGUCGCCGAGGAGUGUGGUCUUAUAGGGGAGGGUUAUCUAGUCACGGAUCUUAAUCCUACAGCCUUGGGUCUUAAUAUGGUCGAGCCAGAAAUCAUUUCGCCGGAAAAUCUUUUUGGGGAGGAAUUGAGCUUUCAGUUUUACGAAUUGACGUCGCCGUCGCAACUCCAGUCCGCUUGACACACGGAGAAGAGUAAGAUUCGGUUGAUCUUUAUAGACCAGUCAAAGUUCCAGAACGUUCAGAUAGUCGAUAAUAACGUGCCAGUUAACACGGGACAAGCCAAUGAGGUCACGAAUGAUCUGAUGUGCAAUGGGAAUGGCAAAGUCAUUAGCGAAUUGACAUCUCGUAGAAAAGAGUCAUUGAUUAACGACGAUGAGAAAAAUUAUAACGAGGAUACGGUCAAUUGUAAAGUUCAUAGCUGAUCGUAUUUACGAUGACGGAACUUUUCUUCUAAUUUUAUUUUUUAUUUAUUUUUUUCUCUAUGCAAUUGCCAUUUCUUUAACCCAUUUUGGCCCGUCCCAUAAAGUAGCAAGAGGAUCACUUAAAUUCAUAUUACAUAUGACGAUUGGUCUUAAGAAUAUUUAAGGCUGUACU